This is a messenger RNA of Ipomoea triloba (trilobed morning glory), 999 nucleotides long. RefSeq lists its product as uncharacterized. The transcript has a single exon. The record is from RefSeq and is a predicted model, not a curated record. Bases 1 to 999 code for a protein of 332 amino acids. NCBI's taxonomy places the organism in Eukaryota, Viridiplantae, Streptophyta, Magnoliopsida, Solanales, Convolvulaceae.
AUGGCGUCGCCUCCCACCAACGCGAUGUUCCUAUUCCCGGCGGUACCCAUCACCGACGGCCUCUGGGACUUGGCAACGGUUUCGUUAAUCGCCGGAAUUCUCAUCCUCUCCAUACUUUCUCUCACGUUUAUCUUCCACCUUCACCUUAGAUCACAAAUUUUGCCACAUUUGGGGCAUUUCAACUCGCUAUGGAAAGUCCGGUUGGUUCUCGUCCUAUUCGCCGCGUUUUGGGCUCUCAACGAGCUCCUCCGGUUACCCGUUUUCCGGCAAUCGUAUCUCUACCCGAAUUUCCCAUCCCUAACCGUGGCUGCUCAAACCACGGUUUGUAAACUCCACGUGGUUCUCUCCCUCGGGUUUUACGAGCCGGGCUUCUUGGUCACCCUCCUUUUCUUGGUUAACGUUUCGAUCAAGAAAACGGAGCGGAGCCGGAUGUGGGCGAUUCCGUCCGUCUGCGCGGUCUGUUUUCCGAUGCUUUUGUUGCAGGCCUUCGUGGUGUUCUUCUCCCCGUUGCAGGCGAUGUUGCCGGGGUUCAUGCACGGGAGCUCCGUCCUCUCGUCGGACCUAUUAGGGAGGAGCGCGGUGCUGUGCACCUACCCGGCGCUGAGCUGCAUAAUUUUCACGGUGUUCGCCGUGGCGUACGCUCUGGCGUUCCUGGUGUCGUGUUGGCAAGUGGUGAUGUUUGUGAUAAAUAAGACCAUUGGAGGCAGGGUGUACUUCCUGGCCGUGUCGGUGAUGGUGACGCUGCCCAUUCAGAUCUUCUGCCUCGGCUUGACCUCGAUAUGGCUGCCGGUGGAUCCCGUGUAUUAUUGUGCGGUUUCCACCAUGUUCCUGUCGGUUUUGUGGUGCAUCACCGUGUCGGAAAUCAUUUUGGUGAUUAAGCCCAUUGCGGAUGCCUUAGAUGCCUGUGGAGCGCUUUUGAUAUCCACAACCCACCACGGGAAUAAUAGUAAUGAAGAGCCUACUCCACUCUUCCACCAACAAGGUAGUCAGGAUCAAUAG